CUUAAUUAAAAUAAGGAAUGAUGAAAAAGAUUACGAAAUAAAGCGAGAAAUUCAACGCCCAUCUUAAAUCUCAGGAAUCAGAAUACGAUGACAUAUUUCAAGAUUAAAAAACAGAACAAUAACACCAACCUGUAAUCUAGAAGGAAUAACAAAGAAAAACUAAUAUUCGCAUUGUCUUCACUAGAAAACCUGCUCAACAACAAGAACAGUAGAUUAUACCUCCGUAACGAAUAUCUGUAGCCAAAAGAUCUUGGCAUAAAGAAUUGGAUAAUUUAAUCAAUCCCUCAGAAAUGAAGAAUGGGAAAUUCUCUCAAGAAGAAAAGGAAUCCAUCAUGCAAAUAGUACGUAAUUACCAAGUUUAAAAUAAUCUGACAGAUCAAUAAUUGAAAGAUUAUAUUGAAUUGAAGACUUUGGGCCAUUCCAAAAUUUGGCUCGAAAUUACAAAAUUUAUACCUACAAGGACAGUUGAUUCAGUGUACAAAUUGAUUCGACGUAGUUUGGAUAGCAAGAAUAGACAUGGAUAUUGGAAUAAGGAGGAAGAAGCUGAAUUGCUAAAAUGCAUAUAAUAAUAUGGUAGGAAAUGGAGAGAAAUUAGUAAACAUCUUAAUCGAACACCCGAUAAUAUUCGGAAUAAGUAUAUCCAAAUUGGAGAACACAAUCAUUUGUUUAGAAAUAAAUCAUUUUGGACAAUUGAAGAGUUCCUCAUUCUCAUGAACAGUGUCCAUGCUUUAAGUGGUUAUCCUAUCUUACUUCCCAAUUAUGAUUAAACUCUUCAAUAAAAAUUGGGAGAAGACUUCCAGAAUGUUAAAUUUAGACUUAAUUAUAGAAAAAUGAAGGCAGAUGAUAAAGAAAUAUUUGAAUUACUCAAGUCAAUAGUUAAUAUACCUUCCAAAAUCGGUGUGACUAUUAAAUGGACAGAAAUAUCCUCUGAAAUUAAGACUAAAACAAAGGAUGAUAUAAGACAAAUGUGGUAUAAAUUGAAUGGGACGUUGUUAUGAUUC
Paramecium octaurelia is the source of this 1001-nucleotide messenger RNA. The record is from the annotation of a GenBank genome assembly. Lineage: Eukaryota; Ciliophora; Oligohymenophorea; Peniculida; Parameciidae.